GGUUUGGUGGAACCCAGUUGUUGAGUUCCUCAAACCCAGCAAAUCUGGGUUCUAGGUUCAAUGGAACCUAGCGCUGAGUUCCUCGAACCCAGCAAAUCUGGGUUUGAUGGAACCUAGCAGAUGAGUUCCAUUGAACCCAAGUUGGGUUCCCUUGAACCCAGAUCAGCUGGACUUGAGGGAACCCAGCAACACAGAGGAAGAAGAGGAAGAAAGAAAGGAAGAAGAUGGAUCGAAAGAGGGGAAGAAGAUGGAUCAAGAAAGGGAGAUAGGGGUAUUAAGGUAUCCAUACCAUCAAGUUUAAAUCUCAAAAAAUUGGUUGUUCUGAGGUUAAGGAACAGCAAACUCAAAUAUAUUUGGGAUGUAUCAAAGGUUCUUAAAAAUCUAAAAGUCCUUGAUCUCAGUCACUCGCUUGACUUAAUUGGAACCUCAGACAUCUCAGGUCUUUUAAACAUUGAGAAAUUGAUCUUCAAAGGCUGCAUUAAUUUGAUCGAGGUUCAUCAGUCCAUUGGCAACCUUAGCAAACUCAUUUACCUGGACUUGGAAAACUGCCAGAACCUUGUUCAUCUUCCUACAGAGAUUUGUAGGUUAAGGUUCCUCGAGAAUCUUAACUUGUAUCUCUGCUCAAAACUAGAGGAGUUGCCAGAGGAUUUUGGGAACAUGGAAAGUUUGAAAGAGCUCGAUAUAGGCUGCAGUGCCAUCAAGCAUUUACCCAUGUCCAUUGGCCAUCUUAAGAAUCUUACAAAUUUCUUUUGGAACAAUGAGAGAUCUUUGCUUGAAAGCCCAGGUACCUAUGAUUUGUCUCCGCUAUGGAGUCUGAAUUCAGUAAAAGAAUUGAAUCUGUCGUUCUGCAAACUAUCAGAUAAUUCAUUUCCCAGAGAUCUCAGUGGCUCACAAAAUUUGGAGACGUUGCUUCUAAGAGGAAAUACUUUUCAACACUUACCAAUUUUUCUAUCAAAUUUGCCAAAGUUAAAAAAGCUUGAUGUUUCUAAAUGUGAUCUAUCAGACAAAUCAGGUCCCUUGGUUGUUGCAAGCCCCUUUUUGCAGGAAUUGAAUUUAAGCAAAAACAACUUCUGCAGCCUACCAGUUGAUCUUACUUCCCUUCCUCUUAAAACCAAGGUUUCCCUACUGCUAUGCAAUAAGCUCAAAGUAAUAGAAUUUGAAUCAUGCACGAUAUUGAUCAGAUACCUUUGCGAUUCUUUGGAGAAAGUAACAUUCAAAGGAGGGCUCAGUGACAGAAGUCUUAGACCAAUCUUUGGUAGGUUUUGUGGAUUUCCUUCGUUUCCGUACUGGUGCUAUGUGAAACCUUUAACUGGCAAGCAACUUGCUAAGUUAGAGCACUUGUUGGGAUUGAAGGCUUCGCUAAAGAAGUGCUCGCAUUUUUUCAGAGACUUCAUACUUACUCGGAGUAAGGAUCGUCCCAUCCAGGGUUUUUCUGAUUAUAUGGAGCCGAUUUAUAACAUCUUUCUUCGCGAAGGAACGAUGCCCUGUGGGUUUAAUCAUGAGGAUAAUGUUGCUUGUACAAUUGUAGAUGUGCCUCGAGUUUCAAGUGGAAGUUUCCAAGGGCUUGCAGUAUGUGUUAUUUGUCAUAUUAUAGAUCCUGAUCUUUCAACUUUAGCUAUAACAAUAGAGGAUGAGGAUUUUUCUCGUCACUACCAGACCCGCCUUCCGUGGGACUUUAAGGACCAUAAAGGUGGAGUCAUGUGGGUCAGCUGUUGGAGAACACCAAGUUUGGUGAAUGAAUGCAAGAGAUUCAAUAUUAAAGUAGAGACUGACGUUACUGACGGAUCUAACGGAUCCCAUUUCUGGAUUGUGAAAAGGAUCGGGAAAGAACUGAACGAUUGGCAGAUUGCUUCACAGAAGCAGGCGUACUAUUAGGAAUGUUUUUGGCAAUUUUUUCUAGCUCCUCUUGUUGUUUCUUUGCUGUAAUCCUAUCAGGUCGACAGUGCUGAUCAAUAACCUUUUCCCAUAACAGGACCCUCUCACUCGCUUCUUUGACAGCUUCCUGAAAACCAAUAGCAAACACCAAACAACUUCUAAAUCCAAGCGAUAUUACUAAAAUCAUUAUUGGAAAAAAAAAAUCCAUAAUACCAAUUCUAAAAUGGUUCAGCAUAAAUGUUUAACUCAUUAAUGUAUUCAAUUGUAGUUCAAACUGAUUAGACACAUCGGUUCCUUGCUCAUUACACUGUUAAUAGGAUGUGUAUUGUAUCAUGUAAUUAAAUAAAGUGCUGACAGCCAC
This is a messenger RNA of Rubroshorea leprosula, 2236 nucleotides long. NCBI's taxonomy places the organism in Eukaryota, Viridiplantae, Streptophyta, Magnoliopsida, Malvales, Dipterocarpaceae. The record is from the annotation of a GenBank genome assembly.